Molecule: messenger RNA, 3757 nt
Organism: Heterocephalus glaber (naked mole-rat)
Lineage: Eukaryota; Metazoa; Chordata; Mammalia; Rodentia; Bathyergidae
Gene: Ppfibp2
Product: PPFIB scaffold protein 2
Biological process (GO): neuromuscular junction development
Cellular component (GO): presynaptic active zone
Molecular function (GO): protein binding
Source: RefSeq, a predicted model, not a curated record
CCCCGUCACGUGGGCCCCAGAGCCGCUGCCGCGGGUGGGUCUGCUGGUGCUCGGCAGUUGGUCGGUGGCCGGUGGUGACCUGUACUGGGUUCCUGGCUCUCAGGGUCGGAGGUGGGAGGGACUCGCGAGCGGCCCGCACACCUGAGCCUCUCGGACCGGAGCCUCGGCCCCGCGUUCAGGCAAUGGAGAGCCAGCUGUGGAAUGUUUGGGAGCCCUGGAGUAAUGUACCAACGCUGUGGGACAUGCCUUGCCUGAAUUCGAGGAGGAUGGAUUUGGCUAGAGAGAGAUGCCUGAGAACUUGCUGAGUGGGAAUCUGACAGGAAGGAAACAUGAAAUUAGAGAUCGUGGGUGUGACUAAGAGAAGGAAGAAGAGACACGUGACCCUGGUUCCCCAGGCAGAGUAACAGGAGGAGGACACUAAGCAGGAAGAGGAAUCAUGGCUUCUGAUGCUAGUCAUGCACUGGAAGCCGCCCUGGAGCAGAUGGAUGGAAUCAUUGCAGGCACUAAAACAGGUGCCGAUAUUAGUGAUGGUACCUGUGAGCCUGGACUGUCUUCUCUGGCCUCCUACAAGAACCUCUUCCCAGUGCUUCAUCUCAUUGAGGACUUGAGACUGGCCCUGGAGAUGCUGGAUCUUCCUCAGGAGAGAGAGGCUCUCCUGAGUCAGGUCCCUGGCCCAACAGCUACCUACAUAAAGGAAUGGUUUGAAGACAGCUUGUCCCAGAUAAAUCACCAUGGUGCUGCUAGUAACGAAACCUACCAGGAACGCCUGGCACGUCUAGAAGGAGAUAAGGAGUCCCUCAUCUUACAGGUGAGCGUCCUCACAGACCAAGUGGAAGCCCAAGGAGAAAAAAUUCGGGACCUAGAAGUCUGUCUGGAAGGACACCAGGUGAAACUCAAUGCUGCCGAAGAAAUGCUCCAACAGGAGCUGCUAAGUCGAACAUCUCUUGAAACCCAGAAGCUCGAUCUAAUGACUGAAGUGUCUGAGCUGAAGCUCAAGCUGGUUGGUAUGGAGAAGGAACAGAGAGAGCAAGAAGAAAAGCAGAAAAAAGCAGAGUCGGUUCUGAAUGUGAUCAGUGAGCUGCAGGAACAGAUGUGUAGGCUGCAGCUGGACAUCCACAGGCAGAUUCAAGAGCGCCUGGUGCUCAAUAGGGACCACCCCAAUGAGGUGGCAGACAGUGACAGUGCAGCUGACCCUCAGCUCUGCAGCCAGGACUGUGCCCCUUGGGAGGGGUCACCUGAGUUACUCCAAGAGCUGAAACACCUCAAAAUCAAAGUGGAAGAGUUGGAAAAUGAACGGAAUCAGUAUGAGUGGAAGCUGAAGGCCACCAAGGCUGAGGUAGCCCAGCUGCAAGAGCAAGUGGCCCUGAAAGAUGCAGAGAUUGAGCGUCUGCACAGCCAGCUCUCUCGGACUGCAGCUCUCCACAGUGACCACACAGACAGAGAUCAAGAAAUUCAACGUCUGAAAAUGGGCAUGGAAACAUUGCUUGUUGCCAAUGAAGACAAGGACCGUCGGAUAGAAGAGCUCACGGGACUGUUGAACCAGUACCUAAGGGUGAAGGAGAUUGUUAUGGCAACUCAAGAGCCUUCCGAGAGAACUCUCUCAGUCAAUGAAGAAGAACUGGAGGGAAGGUUCAGAAAGUGGAACGCUGCAAAUAAAGGCCCUGAAGAAUUAUUAAAACAAGAGAUGCCUCCAAAAUGCAGCUCUCCCAAGGUGGGGCCUCCUCCUCUGCCACAGAAAUCACUGGAAACCAGGGCUCAGAAAAAGCUCUCCUGUAGUCUAGAAGACUUGAGAAGUGAAUCUGAGGAUAAGUGUGUCAAUGGGAACCAGCUCUCUCCUAUGGCAGAACCCAAGGACAGCCCUUUUCUGGUGGAGCAGAAAUAUCCGACAUUACCUGGGAAGCUUCCGGGAGCCACACCCAAUGGAGAAGCUGCCAAAUCUACUCCCACCGCCUCCCAGCCUGACCCCUCAGGGAGCAACCUGCUAAGGCUGAAUCAUGGCCGGAGUGUCAGUGCCCCUGUAUUAGGAGACACAGAAAGUGGUUGGGAAGAUACUACCAUGGCCAAUGACAUCUCAUCCACCUCAUCGGGUACUGAAUCCAGUCCCCAGUCUCCCCUGACACCAGAUGGUAAACGGAGCCCCAAAGGCAUCAAAAAAUUCUGGGGAAAAAUCCGAAGAACCCAGUCAGGAAAUUUCAACACUGAUGCACCAGGGAUGGUGGAGUUUCGACGAGGUGGGCUUCGGGCAACUGCAGGGCCAAGACUCUCAAGAAGCAGGGACUCCAAAGGACAAAAAUGUGAUGCCAAUGCCCCUUUUGCCCAGUGGAACACAGAGCGCAUAUGUACAUGGCUGGAGGACUUUGGACUGGCUCAGUACGUGAUCUUUGCCAGGCAGUGGGUGACAUCUGGCCACACAUUACUCACAGCUACUCCUCAAGACAUGGAAAAGGAGCUAGGAAUUAAGCACCCUCUCCACAGGAAGAAGCUGGUUUUAGCAGUAAAAGCCAUCAACACCAAGCAGGAGGAGAAGUCUGCACUGCUAGACCAUAUUUGGGUGACAAGGUGGCUUGAUGAUAUUGGUUUACCCCAAUACAAAGACCAAUUUCAUGAAUCCAGAGUUGAUGGACGAAUGCUGCAAUACCUAACUGUGAAUGAUCUACUCUUCUUAAAAGUCACCAGCCAACUGCAUCAUCUCAGCAUCAAAUGUGCCAUUCAUGUGCUGCAUGUCAACAAAUUCAAUCCCCACUGCCUGCAUCGGCGGCCAGCUGAUGAGAGUAACCUUUCUCCUUCAGAAGUUGUGCAAUGGUCCAACCACAGGGUGAUGGAAUGGCUACGAUCUGUGGACCUGGCAGAAUAUGCGCCCAACCUUCGAGGGAGUGGUGUCCAUGGUGGUCUUAUUAUCCUGGAGCCACGCUUUACUGGGGACACCUUGGCUAUGCUCCUCAAUAUCCCACCACAGAAGACACUUCUCCGGCGCCACCUCACCACCAAAUUCAACGCCCUGAUUGGUCCUGAGGCUGAACAGGAAAAGCGAGAUAAAAUGGCCUCACCAGCUUACACACCACUGACCACCACAGCCAAAGUCCGGCCUAGGAAACUAGGAUUUUCACAUUUUGGAAACAUGAGAAAAAAGAAAUUUGAUGAAUCGACAGACUACAUUUGCCCAAUGGAACCCAGUGAUGUCAUCAGUGACAGUCAAAGGAUCUACAGUGGCUACCGGGGCCUCAGUCCCCUUGAUACCCCUGAACUGGAUGGGCUGGAUCAGAUGACACCUUCGGAAGGCACUGUGACACAGAUAGGGCUCCUCUCCCAAGAUAUUCACCGUCUUACGACCCUGCUGAGCCAGGACCAGCUGCUGAACGACUCUCGCCUGACUGCCCCCGACUCUGAUGACUGGAGAUGACAUUCUUUGUGGCUGAGAGCCCAGAGAGGCACGUGUGAGGCCCUGUCUUUGUCUCAAAGGGGACCUGGCACACAGCCAUCACAGAGCCCAGACUGCAGAUGGGGCUGGCUGGGCAUCUUGGAAAUGGGUGCUGACUGGAGCAAAGCAGAGCAGUGCACGAGUGUCCAGGAGGUGGCCUCAGUGUCCCUAGGUUUUAGCCAUGCUGUGCUCUUCCCUGCAGCUUUCUACCUUUUGUACUUUUAUACAAAGACUGAAGACCGCUUUUGCAGGGAGAGCAGUGAGAUACCAGCACACAGGCUGCAUGGCUCAUGCUGUUCCUGAUGACAGCCGGGAGGCUCUUACACCAAAAGGGAAGAG